This is a messenger RNA of Daldinia caldariorum, 1535 nucleotides long. RefSeq names its product SET domain-containing protein. The transcript has a single exon. NCBI's taxonomy places the organism in Eukaryota, Fungi, Ascomycota, Sordariomycetes, Xylariales, Hypoxylaceae. Gene Ontology annotation, molecular function: protein binding. Bases 506 to 1210 code for a protein of 234 amino acids. The record is from RefSeq and is a predicted model, not a curated record.
UGAUAUCCCACAUAGACUGCCUCCGCAGAAUAAAUGCAAGCGGAGAAACCCGAAUGCCUCCCUUUGGGAGCAACCAUAAGAGACGAAUGUUUAUGAUAUUCUUAGUUGCGAUAUUCCUAAAUUUCCAAGGUUCUGCUUGAAUUACCAAUGAUUGAUGGGUAUUGCUACCUACCGAACAAAGGUUUUCAAUCUCGGGGCAAUCUCUUUACCCAAGUAGAGCUACUACUUUUGGGCUGCAACCUAAUUCUACAGAUUCUUUUCUCUAUUUCUUAUAUCUUAUUAACAGUUUAUUCAUGUCCCAAUCAAUUCCUCUUUUAAUUCAUUUCGUGGCAGCCUAUAUUUAGCUCUGGUGACAAUACUCUGUUUUUUACAAUGUACUAUAUAGAGGUUUCCAUGUCGUUGCUAUGGGUAAUAUCCCACAAAGAUUUUAUCAUCAUCUGUCUCGUGAUAUUUCUUACAGGUACCUAGCGAAUAACAAAGCCCAGUUCAGUCCUUCAAACUAGACAUGGCCGCAAAAGAAUUCAAGAUGCUCGGUUGUCUCCGGGUCAGGCGUGUCGAAAAUAAAGGGCUUGGUCUCUUUGUUACGCAAGACAUUCCCGCCAAUACCAUUAUAAGCUGCGAAGAGCCGUCAAUGUAUGCGCCGCUAGAAAAGAAAUCUCCGUAUGACGAAGUAAAAAUUGAAUCAUUCUGUAACCUAUACAGGGAGUCAAGCCAGGCACAACGUACCCGACUGGAUGACCACGCCUGCAAUAUGGAGCUUUACGAGGCGAACAAGAAUUUCUACAGUAUCUUCGAUAAGUGGUAUGUGAACCACUUAAAAGCUCAAGGCACUUUUGAUUCCUCCGUAUCUCGAACCGACAAGGUACUCAAACUUAUUAGGUCCUACUCGACAUUUUGGACUAAUUGCGCCUCGGUUUAUGACAAGGAAGUGGGUUUCUGGAGCACAUUUGCCCGUGCCAAUCACUCUUGCAUACCAAAUUCUAAUUGGAAAUACGUAGGCAGAUCUCCCUUCUUGCUCCAGCUCGUAACGAUUAAAGAUAUUCCAGCGGGCUCCGAGGUAACAGUCACAUACCUUGGUUUGGAAAAGGACAAUUUACAGAGAAGGCGGGAGGUGUUGCGAGGCUGGGGAUUCACAUGUACAUGCGAAAGAUGUACCGAGGAAGAGUUGGGAGACCAAAAUACACGAAAACCUAGAUCUAAAUUAUUUUAAAUGUCGACUUGCGUCGCUGUAUUCGCUUAGUCGCUCCUUAGAAUAGCGAGUUGAUCUUCCUUUUUUUCCCCGCAAUCUCGAACUCAAGAGAAUUAGGUCACCUCCCAUAGGUGCCUGUCCGGCUACAGUAUGUAGGUGGGUAGAUAUCGUCAACUUCUUUUGCGCUGUAUCCUUGCAUCUAGCAAGGGUUCUAGCGAAAAGAAUAUCUCGACGAUAUACGUCACGCUGUUUACCUCCUUUUAUAUCUAAUCUCAUUGGCAAGCACCUAUUCCCUACACCAUCAGCUAAUAAUGCAAUCAAGUUAAAUAAGGAAAUAUAAGGAAUG